Aspergillus luchuensis is the source of this 3840-nucleotide messenger RNA. Its product is annotated as 5-oxoprolinase. Gene Ontology annotation, biological process: glutathione metabolic process. Gene Ontology annotation, cellular component: cytosol. Bases 1 to 3840 code for a protein of 1279 amino acids. The transcript is spliced from 2 exons. Lineage: Eukaryota; Fungi; Ascomycota; Eurotiomycetes; Eurotiales; Aspergillaceae. The record is from RefSeq and is a predicted model, not a curated record. Gene Ontology annotation, molecular function: 5-oxoprolinase (ATP-hydrolyzing) activity.
AUGCCCGGGUCAGACAAGAUCACCAUCUCCAUCGAUCGCGGUGGUACCUUCACUGACGUCCACGCCGUGGUCCCGGGUCGCCCCGACAUCAUCCUCAAACUACUUUCCGUCGACCCCGGUCACUACCAGGAUGCUCCGACGGAGGGAAUCCGCCAGAUUCUUGAGCUCGUCACUGGCGAGUCACACCCGCGAGGCCAGCCGUUGAAACUUGAUCGCAUUGGGAGCUUGCGCAUGGGAACCACAGUCGCUACAAAUGCUCUGCUGGAGCGUAAGGGAGCGCGGUCCGUGCUCCUCACCACCAAAGGCUUCCGUGAUCUACUGAAGAUUGGCGACCAAUCACGACCAAACAUCUUCGAUCUCUCAAUGGCUAGACCCGGAGUUUUGCCCGAGCAAGUGGUUGAAAUUAACGAGCGUGUCGUACCAUGCCACCCCCUCGCCGACAAGGACUGCUUUCAGAAUGCUCGCAUAGUGGAGGGAACAACAGGUGAAAAGUUCCGGGUGGUACAAGAACUAGACAUUGAGGAGGUACGCCCGGUAUUACAACAAUUGAAGGAGAAGGGUUACCAGUCCCUUUCGGUUGCUCUCGUCCACUCGUUCGCCUAUCCUGAGCACGAGCGCCUUAUCGGGGAGCUGGCUGAAAGCAUGGGCUUCUCGGUCACCUUGUCAUCCAAACUCCAGCCCAUGAUCAAGGUGGUUCCCCGAGGCAUGUCUGCGGCCGCAGAUGCUUAUCUGACACCUGUCAUCAAAACCUACAUUGACUCAAUUUCGGCUAGCUUCGAGGGCGGGCUCGAGAAGCAGCACGAAUGCCGAUUUGAGUUUAUGCAGUCUGACGGUGGGCUGGUCGACUUUCGCAGAUUCAGCGGGCUGAAAGCGAUCCUGUCGGGUCCUGCUGCCGGUGUGGUUGGUUUUGCUGCGACGAGCUGGGAUCCUCAGGAGAAGACGCCAGUGAUCGGGUUCGAUAUGGGAGGCACAUCAACCGAUGUGUCACGGUUUGACGGUCACCUCGAGCACGUCUUCGGAUCCAAGGUGGCCGGUGUUCUCAUUCAGUCUCCUCAGCUCGACAUCAACACUGUUGCUGCCGGCGGUGGUUCUAUUUUGUCGUGGCGCAACGGUCUCUUCUACGUCGGUCCUGAAUCGGCGUCAGCUCAUCCGGGCCCUGCCUGCUACCGCAAAGGCGGUCCUCUGACCGUUACCGAUGCCAACCUGUUCCUCGGCCGACUGCUUCCGGAAUACUUCCCUCACAUCUUUGGACCUAAUGAAGACCAGCCUCUUGACAUUGAAAUUACGACUAAGCUUUUCAACGAGCUGACGCAAAAGAUCAAUACCGAGAGAAAAGAAAAGGGCCAAUCCGAGUUCACAGCGGAGGAGGUGGCACUAGGCUUCUUGAAGGUUGCGGAUGAGUCGAUGGCUCGCCCCAUUCGCAACCUGACGGAAGCUCGCGGUUUCGAAACUGCAUCCCACCACCUGGCAUGCUUUGGCGGUGCUGGUGGUCAGCACGCGUGUACCGUUGCGGCGUCCUUGGGAAUCUCCCGCGUUAUCAUUCACAAGUUCUCAUCUGUCCUUUCGGCGUAUGGCUUGGCGCUGGCUGAGGUGGUUAAGGAAUCGCAAGAGCCGGUCUCUACGGAGUACUCGACCUCCCAGUCCACACUUGACAAGCGCUUCGGAGACAUGAUCAAGGCGUCUACUGAAGACAUGCAGGAGCAAGGCUUUUCGGCCGACCAAGUUCGCCACGAUUUGUAUCUUAACCUGCGCUACGAGGGUUCAGAUACCAGCCUGAUGAUCCUGAAGCCUGAGGAUGACUCCGAUUUCCUCGAGCAGUUUCGUGCCAGACACCGCCGAGAAUUCGGAUUCAACUCUGACAGAUCGGUUCUAGUUGACGAUAUUCGUGUUCGCACAAUUGCCUCUUCAAAGGUUCGGACGGAGAAGAGCCCCCUCGUACAGCUGAGGGAGGCUACCUUGAAGGAUGUCAGUGGAGGUCCGGACAACACCUCGAAAGCAUACUUUGACGGAUACUCUGAGCGGAUCGAUACUCCUGUGUAUCUAUUGAACAAGCUCGAGAAGAAUACUCGGGUGCAUGGCCCUGCCGUCAUCAUUGACGAAACACAAACCGUCGUGGUGGCCCCGAAUGCCGUCGCUAGUAUUCUGGAAACUUGCAUAGUCAUCGACCUCGAGGAGCUCCCUCAUGUCAAUGGUGUUGAGGGUGGAUCCUCAGGUAUUGACCCGAUCCGGCUUAGUAUUUUCGGCCAUCGGUUCAUGUCAAUCGCCGAACAGAUGGGGCGCACGCUCCAGAAAACAUCCGUAUCUACAAACAUCAAGGAGCGUCUUGACUUCUCUUGUGCUCUCUUCUCCCCCGAUGGAGGUCUUGUUGCCAACGCGCCGCAUGUUCCGGUGCAUCUUGGCUCCAUGCAAUUUGCGGUCCGCUACCAGCACCAGAAGUGGCUCGGUGAUCUGCGUGACGGUGAUGUAUUAGUGGCAAACCACCCUAGCAGUGGUGGUACACACUUGCCUGAUAUCACUGUCAUUACACCCGUGUUCGACCGACCGGGUGGCACCGAGAUCAUGUUCUACGUGGCUUCCCGUGGCCACCACGCAGACAUUGGUGGCAUCCUCCCAGGCUCAAUGCCACCAAAGUCUACUGAACUCUGGCAGGAGGGUGCUGCAAUUGAGGGAGACAAGAUUGUCAGCAAUGGCGUCUUUGACGAGGAGCGUAUGAUGGAGCUCUUGGUCCACAAGCCGGCUCAGUACCCAGGCUGCUCCGGAGCUAGAUGCGUCAGUGAUAACCUGUCUGACCUGAAAGCACAAAUUGCAGCCAACACCCGUGGUAUCUCACUGAUCCAAGCCUUGUUCGCCGAAUACGGCGUUGAGACGGUGCAGAAGUACAUGUAUGCCAUCCAAGCCACAGCUGAGACAGCCGUCCGCAACCUUCUCAAGGAUCUGCACAAGAAAUUCGGCGGUCAACCGUUGGAGGCAGUCGACUACAUGGAUGACGGCACACCCAUCAAGCUCAAGGUCACUAUCAACGGCGAGGAUGGUUCCGCUCUAUUCGACUUUGACGGUACUGGCCCCGAGGUAUACGGCGGGUGGAACGCACCCAUCGCCAUCACCCACUCGGCCAUCAUCUACUGCCUGCGCUGCAUGAUCAACGCAGACAUGCCACUGAACCAAGGAUGCUUGGCGCCUAUUGACAUCCAAGUCCCCUCCCCUAGCAUCCUGUCCCCCACCAAGUCUGCCGCUGUGGUUGGCGGAAAUGUUGUAACUUCUCAACGCAUUACCGACGUUGUGCUCAAAGCCUUCCGCGCCUGUGCCGCUUCCCAAGGAUGCUGUAACAACCUGACCUUUGGCACCAACUCCAAGCGCGACCCCGAAACUGGCGAGACUAUCCCUGGCUUCGGCUACUACGAGACCAUCGCCGGAGGCAGCGGUGCCGGUCCCACUUGGAGCGGAGAGUCCGGUAUCCACGUACACAUGACCAACACGCGUAUCACCGACCCGGAGAUUCUAGAGAAGCGCUACCCAACACUGCUCCGACAGUUCACCCUUCGGGAGGGAUCCGGCGGCAAGGGAAAGAACCCUGGUGGUGACGGUGUGGUUCGCGAUAUCGAGUUCCUGUCGCCCAUGGAAGUGUCUAUUCUUUCUGAGAGGCGUGUAUACCGCCCAUACGGACUCGAGGGCGGCGAGGAUGCACAGCCUGGAAUGAACCUUUGGGUCACAAAAGAUGUGGAUACGGGCGUGGAGCGCGUGGUCAAUAUCGGAGGAAAGAACACUGUGUCUAUGAAGACGCACGAUCGCAUUGUAAUCAAUACUGCUGGUGGAGGUGGAUGGGGAGCUGUAUCUGCAUGA